Syzygium oleosum is the source of this 4231-nucleotide messenger RNA. RefSeq names its product disease resistance protein L6-like. Gene Ontology annotation, molecular function: ADP binding. The record is from RefSeq and is a predicted model, not a curated record. The transcript has 8 exons. NCBI's taxonomy places the organism in Eukaryota, Viridiplantae, Streptophyta, Magnoliopsida, Myrtales, Myrtaceae. Bases 860 to 3934 code for a protein of 1024 amino acids. Gene Ontology annotation, biological process: signal transduction; defense response.
UUACCCUUCUCCUCUUGAUUUAUCUUUUCUUAACGAUUUCUGCUUUUUUCCAGAUUUCUACUUUUUUCAAUUCUGAAAACUAAUUUUUAUAUUAAAAUUUCCGUAUAAGGUGCAAUGUCAGCAUAUAAUGGCCACGUUACAUCUCCGUUUAUAAUUAUAAUAGAAAGACCAACUCAAAUAACAAAUAUACAGUUUAGGAAUUUAGUUGCACAAAAAAGGUUGAGGGAGCUUAUUGAAUAUUUGAAAUAGUUUGGGGACCCGAUGCCUUUAUUCCAAGGGGAAAAGGAAAGAACUUGAGAUUGACCUUUCUGCUCUUCCAAGGAGUCUUUAAAAGUCUCCGAACUUGAUAAAAAGUCAUGGACACCUUCACCGUGUCCACUAGCUAAUGCAGAGCGAUAGGUGGAAAUGGACCGAGUCUACCUGCUAAUGCACACCGUUAGGUGGGAAAUGGACAAUUAAAUUUGACUUUUAAGGUAUUGGCACUCGCUUGCCUAGUUCUUAUACAAAAUCUCAGCUCAUUUCUGAGCACCCAUUUUUUCUCUUUAGGGAAGAGAGAUAUCCGGAAGUAAUAAGCUUCCCAGCCAUGGCAAACUCAGAGGCCAGACCGAAUAGUGAUGUUACACGAGUAGCAAGAGCUUGGUAGACGCUGGAGUCCGUGUAUUCAGGGAUGAAGAUGAUCUUUGCGUCGGCGAAGUGAUUGGUGGGAAGCUUCUACGUGUCAUCAACAACUCCAUAAUCUACAUCCCCAUCUUCUCUCGGACUUACGCCUCUAGUAAAUGGUGCCUCCGCGAGCUUGCACACAUAGUAGACAACGAAAGCCUUUUUGAAGCACGAGAAGGAGUUUCCUAACGAAGUAGAGAUGUGGAAAAGAGCUCUUGCAGAGAUAGAUGAAAUCAAGGGAUGGAACGUGAAAAAGGACCAAGGCCAAGCAGCGAUUGUCAAAUUGGUCGUUGACAAGGUUUUGGAGAAGCUGGAGAUAAAACAAAAAUUAGUGCCCGAACAUUUAGUUAGUCUUGAUGAUCGAGUAAACGAAUUGAAAAAGUUAUUAGAUGUCGACCAGCCUGACGUGCGACUCAUUGGAAUUUACGGAAUGGGUGGUAUCGGUAAAACAACUAUUGCCAAGGUCGUCUUCAAUCAACUAUCUUCCCACUUUGGAAAGUGUUGUAGCUUCCUUGAGGACAUUCGAGAAAGCUCAUUGACCAAGGAGGGCAUGGUUCAAUUGCAGAAAAAAUUACUACAUGACAUUGUUGGUUCUGGAUUUACAGAAAAAUUCAAGGAUAGUGAACAAGGAAUGCAGAUGAUUGGAGAAACACUCCACACUAAGGUUCUUGUGGUUUUGGAUGAUGUUGAUAAUAAAGAGCACAUUAAGAAACUAAUAGGAAAUAAUUCAUUACAUUCAGGAUCUAGGAUAAUCAUUACAACGAGAAACACAACUACUAUGCAAGUUGAGGGAUUUAAAGGUAAAAUUCUACGGUAUGAGAUGUUAAAGAUGGAUUAUGGUGUUGCACUUCAGCUUUUUUGUCGGCAUGCCUUUCGUAGAGACUCUCCUUUCGAUGAUUAUCAUGGGCUUUCAAGCGAAAUUGUCUCAAGUACGGGAGAACUUCCUUUGGCUAUUGAAGUUAUGGGUUCAUUACUUAAUGGGAAAAACAAAGCAUUUUGGGAAGAGACAUUAGUUAGGUUAAGAAGUGUACCUGAGGAAGAGAUUCUAAAGAAGCUAAGGAUUAGCUAUGAUGACCUAGACGAAUAUCAGCAACAAAUUUUUCUUGAUAUAGCAUGCUUCUUUUUUAAUGAGAAUAAGACUUGUGCAAGUUACAUGUGGGCCGAUUGUCAAUUUUACCCCGAAAGAGCAAUUGAUGUCCUUACCUAUAGGUGCUUGAUAAAGAUAUUAGACGAUGAUAAGUUAUGGAUGCAUGGUCAACUAAUAGACCUGGGAAGGCAAAUUGUCCGUCAAGAAAGUCCAAGUGACAUUGGAAAGCGAAGUAGGUUGUGGAUUGCAAAAGAGGCAUUUGAAAUUAUAAGAACCGAAGAGAGGAAGGACAAGGUUCAAGCACUUGAGAUAGAUGGACUGGAAGAUUACAUAGAGAUUACAAAUGAAGAGUUUGAAAGGUUACAAAACCUAAGAUUCCUCAAGUUAGGCUUUGGAACUUUUGCUGGGGACUUUGCAAACUGCCGAUCAAAGUUGAGAUGGAUUUCUUGGCAUUCUCCUCAUGAUGAUUUUAGGGCGGACAAUAUAUAUUUCGAUCAUCUUCUUGUUUUCAAACUUGAAGAUAAUAGCUUCACGGAUGAUUCGAAAGCAUGGGACUUGAUCAAGAGGGCACAAAAUUUGAAAGUUCUAUCUCUUACUUGGUGUUUGGGCAUAACGACAAUUCCAGACUUCUCUAAAUGCUUAGGUUUAGAGAGGUUGACUCUUGCACACUGCUAUAGCUUGCAGAGAAUUGAAAACUUCAUUGGAGACCUACAAUCAUUGAUUGUAUUAGAGAUUGAAGGGUGCAUGGAUCUUAUAGAUUUGCCUGAGGAAGUGGGAUCACUAGUGAAGCUUAAGCGCUUCUCUUUGCGGGAAUGUUCUGGGUUGAGAGAACUUCCAGGCUCGCUUGGGAAUUUAACCUCAUUGAUAGAGUUAAAUUUAUCACAUACGGGCAUUGCCAUACUUCCAAACUCCAUCAAAGGACUAGUGAACCUUGAGUCUUUUCUUUUAACACACACGAGCAUAAGGGAACUUCCCAACUUCAUUGGAGAGUUGAAAUCAUUACGCGUAUUGCAUUUAUCAAGAAAAGGAUCAUAUUCUACGGUGCAUCAUGUUUGGCAGUUACCUAGUGGCAUCAGCAUGUUGGAAAAUCUUGAAGAGUUAGAUCUCUCUGGGCGUUCUGAAAUGAAAGGUGAAAUUCCUGUUGGAAUUGGAGAGUUGUCAUCUUUAAGAAUCCUAAAUUUAAAGGACACCUAUAUAUGCGGAAUUCCAAGGACAAUCAACAAGCUUCAUCACCUCCAAACACUAGACUUAAGAGGUUGUCAUAUGAUUCAAGUAUUGCCGGAGCUUCCCACAAGUUUGACCUGUCUACUUCUUGAAUCCGAAUCAUUGCUCUCAAUCCCUAAUCUAUUGAACCUUACUAAUUUGGUUGAAUUGCUAAUAAGUGAUGGCUCUGGCGAUAUCGGCAAAUCAAACCUAAUCAUAAAAUGCAACUUAAGGUGGAUUGGGAGUAUAUCUAGACUGAAAAAGUUAGAUUUACAUCUGGUCAACGUCCCUGCACCUCCAGAGUUGGCUUCUCUUUCUAAUUUGGAAGAGCUUACUUUGUCUCGCCUAGACCUAGAAAACCUCGUGCACCUUCCGCCGUCCCUGCUAAGAUUGAAUUUACCAUUCUUCAGCAUCAGGUGGGCAGAGUUGCUUCCCUCCUACUUGAGAUUGAGAAAUUUGUCAACUUUAGAGUUCUAUCGUGGUGAAGUGGAAGACAUUCCACUCGAUGGACUUCCACAGUUGGAGAACUUAACUAUUGACGAUUGUAAACUACUUCAGAGAUUAUCCAUUCCUUUGGAAUUGAGGAAGCUACGGCAAGCGUAUGUGUCUGAUUGUCCAGAACUAGUUGAGAUACAAAUUGCGGGUCAUUCAAAAUCAUUGGAAUCCUUCUGCGCUAUUGGGUGCAAAUCUCUGAGAAGAAUAGGUGGGUUGUCAUUCUUGAAGAAACUGGAGGAAUUGGUAAUCCAACGUUGCAAUGCACUUACUACUGUUGAGGGCCUUCACGAGCUAGAGUCUCUGAAAUCCUUGAAUCUCAGAGGGUGCACGUCUUUGAGAAGGUUGAUUAAUGCAUCUUGCACAAAUAUACCGGAUGAUUGCCUCGUCCAAAUACAGGGAUGUGGAGACCUCAUCAAAGAUUCUAGUCGGAGCUACCCAUUUGGAAUCUCUUGGAAGCGUUACAGAGAGGAGAUUCUUCUAGAUACAUAAAACAAGAGCUAAUCAUCCACCAGCUAAUUUAGCAAUAAUUUGCCGACCAAUAUGAUGUUGUCCGGUCGAGUUGCCAAAGGUGCGAGGGAGUGGAACAUGAUGAGAGAUCAUGCAAAGCUACGAGUGAAGUUGAGGAUCAAAGUGACCUUUCUUCCGUGAAGAGGGAUAGAACUUUGACGAUUAUUUGCAAAAACAGGCGGAGGAAGUGGGACCAGAUGUGCUUGAAACCCUGGAAGGGAUCCUAUAGAAAGAGGCAGAGCAUUGGGCAUAGCUUCAAGUUCAAGAAACAGCAGAGCU